AUGGGUCGGAAUUGUUUUACAGUUCUUUCAUUUUAUUUAUCCAACUGUUCCUUUUUAGGCUCUCGAAAAGAAGCGGAAAUGUUUGAUGAUUUGAGUCCGGAAGAGGCAAAACGACGAUUGGGAAUUUUGGCUCGAAAAAUGGAUAGUAACAAGGAUGGCUUCGUUUCCGCCACAGAAUUGGAAGCAUGGAUACAGCGAUUUCAAGAGAUCGAUGAAAAUCGAGACAAUUAUGCAACUUGGGAAGAAUAUGUAAACGAAGCAUUCGGGGGAAUCGAUCCAGAAGAUGAAAGUUUGGAUGUUGAAGACAAGCGUUUGUUGGAGGAAGACAGGAUGUAUUUCAACGCAGCCGAUCAAGAUAAGGAUGGGAAAUUGUCGAUGACUGAAUUUGAAGCCUUCCAAAAUCCCGAAUCUUUCCCGCACAUGCACGAAGCAUUAAUUCAGCUUACAAUGAAAGAGAAGGAUAGAAAUGGUGAUGGGAAGAUUAGCCUGGACGAAUUUCUGGAUGAUGUUGCAAAGGAUCAGAAAUCGGACCUGGACGAAUUUCUGGAUGAUGUUGCAAAGGAUCAGAAAUCGGAGUGGUAUGAACUGGAGAAAUCGCGCUUUGAAAAUGACUAUGACCAAGAUAAGAAUGGUGUGCUUGAGAACGAUGAAAUAACGAAAUGGCUCGUGCUGGGCUUGAAUUCUACUGCAGCAGAGGAAACGAAACAUCUGAUGUCUAAAGCAGAUAAAGAUGGUGAUGGUCGUCUCAGUAUCGAUGAAAUACUCGAUGAAUCGGAUCUUUUUGUUGGCUCGGAAGCAACGAAUCAUGGCGAAAAUUUAGUUGAACUUUCACAUGAUGAGUUAUAG
Messenger RNA from Gongylonema pulchrum, 846 nucleotides. The record is from the annotation of a GenBank genome assembly. NCBI's taxonomy places the organism in Eukaryota, Metazoa, Nematoda, Chromadorea, Rhabditida, Gongylonematidae.